AGCAAAUUACAAAUAAAACAUAAGUGCAGCAAACAUGAAGCGCCGCAAUGCGGAUUGUGGCAAAUUGCGUCGGCCAAUGAAACGGAACAAAAUCACAGAGGGCAUGUAUGGCAGCACAACUGUUUUAUACAUGAAAUUUUUAAUACUUUGGGCAAUUGUGAUGGUAGCCGACUUUAUGUUUAUGUUCCGAUUUGAAUUCUUGUGGCCAUUCUGGCUACUGCUUCGCUCCGUACAUGAUUCCUUCAAGUACAAGGGACUGGCAUUUUCCGUGCUAUUUGUGUGUAUUGCAAUAACAUCGGAUCUGGUGUGUUUGUUCUUCAUACCCGUGCAUUGGCUGCUCUUUGCGGCCAGCACAUAUGUCUGGGUGCAGUACGUUUGGCAUACAGAUAAGGGCAUCUGUUUGCCGACUAUCAUACUCUGGAUGUUGUUUGUCUACCUGGAGGUGGGCAUUCGAUGGAAAGACAGUCGCCAUAUGCCGCAUUUGGAUCUGUGUCGACCCUUCGCCGCACACUGCAUUGGUUAUCCGGUAGUUACGCUUGGGUUUGGCUUCAAAAGCUACGUGGGCUAUCGUAUGCGGCAGCGUAAACAGCGUGAGGUGGCCAAGGAGAAUGAGUUUUAUAUGCAGCUGCUGCAGCAGGCGUUGCCCGCCGAGGAGGCCACCGAGGAGGCACAAUCGUCGGCAGCGCCUGUGGUAACAUCCGCAUCCAACAGCAGCACAGUUGUAGUGCCAAAUGGCACAAGUGGAGCGCCAGGAGCGCUGACCGCAUCGUCCACAUCGUCACAGGCGAAUGGCAUUUUGGCAACUGCAACGCAAGCACAAAACCAUCACGAGCAUCAUCACAGCAGCGGCGGCGCCGGCGCCGGCAACACUAGCAACAAUAGUAAUCAUCAUCAUCAUCACCAUCACAAUAACAACAACAAUAAUAACAACAACAGCAACAACAGUCAUCACAGCAAGGAUAACAAUGCUGGUAAUGACAACAGCAACACAACGACUCCAGUGGCAUCAACAGGGGCAGCCAAUACGGCAGCUUCCUCAUCGCCACCCGCAUCCUCGUCGUUGUCCACCAACACAUCUGCCUCUGCGGCAGCCAAGCAAUCGAAUGCAGCCAAUGCGGCGACAGCAGCAGCCACGACAACAGCAACCUCAAAUGGUCACGUUGGCGGUGGCUCAAGGAAUCAUCGUCGUAGCAUGGACAAGGACAAACAUCGCAACAAAAGCGACACAGCCGACAAUGAGCACAACAAUGGGACGCGGCACGGUGGGAAAAACAACAGCAACAAUAGCAACAGCAACAGCUAUCAUCAAGCGGAUGGCAAUGCUACCACAACAAGUAAUAACAGUAAGGAGAAGUCAGACUGGGAUAGUAGCAGCAAUGCCAACUAUCAACAACAACAGCAACAGGGAGCAAAGGAUAAACACGACAAAAAGACGCACAAUGGCAACGCUCUUCAGUUUGAUGCGGAGGAAACGGCGACGGUUGUGGAGUCAACGCCUCAGGUGGAGAAGGUGUCAAAGGGUCGUCGCAAUCGCGGUAAGAAGGACAAUGCAGCCAAAGACAAUCAAAGUCAGCAGCAAGCGCAACAGCAUAAUAAAGAUAACAAUGCUGCCAGCAGCAACAACAAUAAUAAUAACAACAACAACAGCAACAAUGAUGCCAGCUCCGUAUCCUCAUCAGCCAGCUCAACAUCGAGCAAUGCAACUGCUGCCGCAAUCUCGCACAUAGCUAGCAAAGUGGUAUCAAAGAUAUGUGAGACAUGUCUUAAGCUCGAGGCGGAUGUUAAGAAAUAUCGUGCCGAAAUUAGCCAUAUGAAACAAAUCGAGAAUGAGCUGCGACAAAAGCUGGACGUGAAUCUGACCAGUAAAUCCAGUCUGCAGGCCAAACAGAAGGAAUGUGAUGAGCUUGAGAAGCGUUUGCAGGAGUUGAACAAUGCUCGGCAUGCUGAUAUGCUGCAACUGCAGCAUGUGGAACGACGUCUCAGCGAGGAGCGUCGUCAGCGGCAAUCCUUUGAAGCCCAAUUUGCCAACGAAAAGAAGGCUCGCAAGGUGGCCGAAGAGAAGGCAGCACGUCCCGAGUGCAGCGCACAAUGCAAACAGCGACGCCAGCAAAUCGACGAGGAGCUGAAGCGUGUACGCAACGAUCUUAAACAGACCGAGGAUGCUAAGCAGCUCGCCGUGGAUCAUGGUCGCAAAUUUGAGCAGGAGUACCGUAUGCUGGAAGUUAAGGUGCGCAAUCAUGAGUCGACGCAGGCUGACGCCGAUAUGCUAAUGAAUGCACUGGCCACACUGCAGGAGAAGAAUGCAACGCUGGAGAAGAAUCUAUCGGCAGAGACGAGAGUUAAGCUGGACUUGUUCUCGGCUCUGGGUGUGGCCAAGCGAAAGCUCGAAAUAUCUGACAGUCAUCGUCGUUCCAAGGAGGAUGAGGUCAUUGAUCUCAAGGCUAAGAUAGCACAGCUGCUGGCUGUUAUGCCGGAUACGUUGUGCUUGAAUACCGGACCACAUGGUCCUGGCGGCAGCAUGCUGCGCAUGAACGACACACCUCCGCUUCAAUCGGGCGGACCAGGCCCGUCCUCGCCCAUGCUCAGCUUGAGCGCUGCCCAAGAGUAUCAGCAGCAUCAGCAACAUCAACAGCAACAGCAUCAGCAGCACCAACAUCAGCAGCACCAGCAGCAUCAACAUCAGCAGCAGCAGCAACAACAGCAACAGGUUGUGCCUGUUUCCCAGCAGCAACAGCAGCAAAUGGUGCCCGUAAGUGUGGCAGCUGCUUUGCAUGUGGCUGCCUCUAAUGUGGUGAAUGGUGGCAAUGGCCUCUCUACGUUGGAUCCCAAUGCCAGCGUCUAUACGCCGAAAGCAGGCAACAUGAUGGUGGUAACGCCGGUGGGCAUGAAUCCCAAUGGAGCGGAUGCCUGACGCCACCAGCAGCAGCAGCAGCAUCAACAGCAGCAGCAGCAGCAUCAACAGCAGCAGCAACAGCUUCAACAGCAGUCGUCAACGGUCCCCACUGGGGCCGCCUCAUCCUCGCAUCAGCUAUUGAGACGACAAGUUUGAGAUUAUACUUUAUAGUAAGCAACAGCAACCGCAACCACAACUGAUUGAUUUAGACUACAAUAGUCAAGAGACUGCGAAUGGAGCAGUUUGCAUAUGAUAUGAUGAAUGUCCGUACUAAGCAUAAGCAGUUUUCUUUCCGACCUACCACAAUUAUCCAGUAUCACAUAGUACACAAUUUCCAACUACCAAUUAUUAAUAUUACCAAUUCCCAUUUCCACACAUUCAAAAUUGUCCAUCACACAAUUGGAUAGCGAUAAAGAUACCACUAUUGUAGAAUUCUGGACAGAUGGUUUCCAUAUAUUUGCUCAUAUUGUUUUCUUAUAUGCCAUUAACUGGAGUCAUGUCAUUCCAACUUCUAAAAAUGUAAUCGACUUGAUAAAAAGUGAGAGGAGAAA
Molecule: messenger RNA, 3444 nt
Organism: Drosophila innubila
Lineage: Eukaryota; Metazoa; Arthropoda; Insecta; Diptera; Drosophilidae
Product: macoilin
Exons: 10
Coding region: 35-2911 (958 amino acids)
Biological process (GO): chemotaxis; neuronal signal transduction
Cellular component (GO): rough endoplasmic reticulum membrane; nuclear membrane
Molecular function (GO): microtubule binding
Source: RefSeq, a predicted model, not a curated record